AACUUCUCUAUCACGUACCUGGUGAUGGAGGCCAAUGGAGAGAGGGCUUCCCUUGCGGCUAAGUUCCGGACUCCCCUGAGAGAAGGACAGCGGGAGUCAGACCCAAAGUUGCACAGGUCGCCUGUAGGAGUGCUGGUUGGUGGUCCACUCAGAAGCGCCGCUGGUGCACGGAGAUAGGUCUGCAGACAGGAGGCGCCUGUGGGUGGUAUGCAAGCCCUUUCAGGAUUUGGAUGUUUACUGGGUAGUCGGUUCAAGCCAAGGUCAGGUACCGGGUGGGAAUCAGAGCGUAUGUGGUCAGAUGGGAAAGCCGAGGUCAU
Molecule: messenger RNA, 317 nt
Organism: Staurois parvus
Lineage: Eukaryota; Metazoa; Chordata; Amphibia; Anura; Ranidae
Source: the annotation of a GenBank genome assembly